AUGUCCAAGCUUAUCACCGUUUUCGGCGCGACCGGUCAACAGGGCGGCUCCGUGAUCCGCACUAUCCUGAGCGAUGAAAGUUUAUCGAAGGAGUUCAAGAUCCGGGGUAUUACUCGUGAUACUUCCAAGCUGGAGGCUCAGGCCCUUGUUAAGCAAGGAGUCGAACUUGUCUCGGCUGACAUGACCUCCAAAGACUCCCUGGUAAACGCCAUCCAAGGAAGUCACUCCGUCUUCCUGGUCACGACUCCAGCAUGGGGCGUAGCCGGAUCCACCGCCGAACUAGACCAUGGCAGAAACGUCGCCGACGUGGCUAAGCAGACAGGCGUGCAGCAUCUCAUUUUCUCUUCUUUGCUCGAUGUCACCAAGGAAACAAGUGGCCGAUUGAAGAACGUUCACCAUUUCGAUCAGAAGGCUCACGUUGAGGAGUAUAUCCGGUCGACCGGUGUUCCUGCGACGUUUGUGUUGCCGGGGUAUUUUAUGAAUAAUUAUACGCUAUAUGGGAUGUUGAGGAAGGGGGAGGACGGGGUUUAUAACUUGGCUUAUCCUGUUGGUGAGGAUGCGAAGUUUCCGCUUGUUGAUAUUGUGGAUGACAUGGGUAAAUACGUCGCAGCUGCACUGAAGAAUCGAUCCGAGGUCCUUGGUGCCCAAAUCCUCGCUGCGGCGGAUUACUACACUCCCACUCGUAUCCUUGCCGAGUUUGAGGAGGUUACCGGGAAGAAGACUCGGUUUGUGCGAGUGGACUCUGAGACUUAUAAGGGGUUUAUUCCCGGGCCCAUGGGUGAGGAGAUGUUGGAGAAUCAUCUGUUCAUCGAGAGUCCUGGGUACUAUGCUGGUCGGAGUUUGAAGGACAGUCAUGAGCUGCUUGACAAGGCUGGGUACAGACCUACUGCCUGGAAGGAGUUCUUGGAGCAGAACAAGGCUUCGUUCUAG
Messenger RNA from Penicillium cataractarum, 930 nucleotides. RefSeq names its product NmrA/HSCARG family protein. The coding region runs from base 1 to 930 and encodes 309 amino acids. The record is from RefSeq and is a predicted model, not a curated record. The transcript has 3 exons. Lineage: Eukaryota; Fungi; Ascomycota; Eurotiomycetes; Eurotiales; Aspergillaceae.